AUGCCAACCGCAACCGCAAAAAUCGGGUCCACCGUGAUCGCCACGACGGACACAUACGAGACCGUCGAAGGGAACAUCUACUUCCCCCCCAACUCCGUCAAGAAAGCCGAGCUGUCCUUCACCGACUCCACCACGCACACGCACUGUCCAUGGAAGGGAGACGCAAGCUACUAUAACAUCACCGUCGACGGAAAAGAUGUCAAGGAUGCCGCGUGGUAUUACCCCGACACGUUCGAGAAGGCGAACCAUAUCAAGAACUACGUUGCCUUCUGUGAGUCUUUCCCGUCGUUGUAA
Molecule: messenger RNA, 294 nt
Organism: Exophiala aquamarina CBS 119918
Lineage: Eukaryota; Fungi; Ascomycota; Eurotiomycetes; Chaetothyriales; Herpotrichiellaceae
Exons: 1
Coding region: 1-294 (97 amino acids)
Source: RefSeq, a predicted model, not a curated record